CGAUAUAUAUUUACACUACACGUGAUGUGAGCGGAAGAUUCAAAAAAACAAAAAUUCAUUUCUUAAAAACGCAGUAGUGUGUGUACGAAAAAUAAAUAUACAUAUAUAUAUAUAUAUAUAUAUAUAUCUAUAUAUAUCGGAUAUGGGAAAUCUCUGAUUCAGUAUAAAUAUUGUUCCAACAAAAAAAAAUAAAAAUAAAUAAGUAAAAAAAAAAAAAUGAACAAAGUUUUAUUUGAGUUUACGUAAACAAAUGAAAAUAACAUAAUUAUUACAUAUAAUAUGUUUGCAAAAUAAUUGUUGUUUUUGAUGCUGUUUCAUCGAGUAAAGUUGUUUACAUGUUUUAAUGAGUUAAAUGAUUUUUUUUUUUGUGUUACUUUUUAACGAUUUUUUGUCCGCAAAGCUUUAAAUUGUUUCAACAGUGGAGAGUCUUUAACGUGGUUAUUUUUAGAUAAAUUACAAAAAAAAAAUAAUAAAAAUAAAAUAACUAAAGGACGAACGCCAAUUGACUAAAUACUAAGAUAGACUUGGAUUUUUACGCUGAUUAAAAAUUUAUGAAUCUUUCCAUGCGUAUCAUUGACUUUGAUGCUUUAAUCCAAAGGAUAAUAUUAACAUGUUUUGUCCGAUCAAUGAUAUCUGUAUGCAAUAAAUAUUGCUAUUGAAAUGCAUUGUUUGUGGUUUUUAUAUAAAAAUAUAUGUGUAUGUGUAUAUAUAUUAAAUUAUAAUAUUUAAACAACCAAAUAAAUAAAAAGUAAUGAUAUAAAAAAAAUAUUCUAAUAAAGCUGUAGAAGUGUGUGUGUUUGAAGGUGAAAUAUUUUAAUAAACAAUAUACAUAUCAGUUGAGAAGCGACACCACAAUGUACUGGAUUAACUAAUGAAAGGAAGAGAAAAAAAAUCAGCAGUGACGGCGAAACACAAAACAUUUUUAUAUCAAAAAUUUUACCAAGAAUUAUAAAUUUUUGGUUUAAUUUUACAAAGUCAUUUUUUAACACGAAAAUGCAAGAGAGGCGAGUUAAAAAAAUAAAAGGCGGCCAUUACGUGGCUACUCAUGGCCGCUUAACACCCGAUCCACCGUAUGUGCAUUCGAAUCGUGGCUAUUCAACGGAUGGUGAGGAAUCACAUCGGGCACCCUCUGAACGCACCAUGUCCGAGUAUACUAUUACUCAUGAGCGCACUUCACCUCAAGGUCAUUAUAAUUCAUCGCGUAAAAAUCGUUUAAAUGGUCAAGGUAAUGGACACUAUCAUCAUCAUCACCAUCAUCAUCAAUCGUCUGUGGUGGAUAGUGGCGGUCCGCGGCCAUUAAACGGUCCACCGCCGCAACGUAUACCGCCACGAGCUCCGUCAGCUUUAAGUUAUGAUCAUGGGGGCGACGCUGGCAGCGAUAUUUAUGUAACAAGUGCCGCUUAUAAAGCGCCCUCGGAAAUUAGCCGCUAUAGUCACCGGCCUGCAUCCCGUGGCGGGCCGCGAAGCGUUUACUCUGUAGCGAGCACUGCUAAAACUGGACGUAGCGCACGCUCGACUACAAAACGUGGAGCGAAAAUUGAAACCAUGUCCGCUCCUAAUCCCUUUUGUCCUAACGUUAAGGGCGUGUGCUGUCUAAUGCUUUUACUGAAUUUAGGUCUCAUUCUAGUAACAUUGGGUUUCGUAAUAGUGGUGCAAUUCUAUGAACCGGUGUAUGUGUGGAUUUUGGGUAUAAUUUUUCUGAUAUUUGGCUUUCUCACCUUAAUCGGUUGUAUGGUGUAUUGUGUGGUGGUAUGUCGAGAUGCUAAAACACCUUCACAAGUGCGUAAUGAGGAUUUAUAUUGGACUCGGCAUUGGCAGAAGAACAUCGGCUAUACACCGCAAGAAAUCAAUUAUAAAGCGGAUAAAUAUGAUGCUUACUCGGAUCGCUAUUCAGUUAGCAAAAUGAGUGGCAAAUAUUCGGACAGAGAAAGUAAUCGCUAUUGAAAUCACUUUAUCAUAAAGGGAUUAAUACAAUACAAAAUUUCAAUAUGAAACGAAAGAAAGCAAAUUAACGUACCUGCUGCAAGCAACUUGCUGCUAGUUCGUAUGUUAUAUUAUAAUUAACAAUAAAUGAACAAAAUUCAAUUCUAUCGCUUAUUUGCCACACUUUCAAGCCGUAAGUGCUCUAAAAUCGAAAAUCAUUCGGUCGUUGUACUUAACUUAUAUGUAUGCCAUAUAAAAAUUUUUAAGUGUAACAAGUUUUGCUUCAUUAUACAAUUUAAAGUUCGUAGUCAGUUAACAUAAACUAUAAUCCUAGUAUUAAAAAAGAAAGAAAAAGAAAAAGAAGAAGAAGA
Glossina fuscipes is the source of this 2294-nucleotide messenger RNA. RefSeq lists its product as uncharacterized. The transcript is spliced from 6 exons. Bases 994 to 1944 code for a protein of 316 amino acids. Lineage: Eukaryota; Metazoa; Arthropoda; Insecta; Diptera; Glossinidae. The record is from RefSeq and is a predicted model, not a curated record.